Messenger RNA from Ogataea haglerorum, 399 nucleotides. RefSeq lists its product as uncharacterized. The transcript has a single exon. The coding region runs from base 1 to 399 and encodes 132 amino acids. The record is from RefSeq and is a predicted model, not a curated record. Lineage: Eukaryota; Fungi; Ascomycota; Pichiomycetes; Pichiales; Pichiaceae.
AUGGAGCGGAUAGAUUUGACUGUUCCCGAGAACUACGCUACGCAGACGCUUUUGCUGAUAUGUCAAACGCUUUUUGAUUGUUUGCAUUCCUCCUCAGGUAAGAACUUCGACAUGGGCACCAUUCUACAGAGGACGAAAGAAAAUCCGCUAAUGAAAGAUAGUCCGCAGUGGACACCGUCUGAAAGCCAGCUGCUGGCUCUUUACAACAACCUGAUGCUAGAAAACGGGCUCAUAGACUCUUCUGACAAAGAUUUGGAGUUUUACAGAAUGAACGAAUCGCUGGUGAUAGAAAUCUGCGAGCGACUAUACAACGCUCGCGUGUCUGAAUUGCGAGGAGAGAUUGAAGAGAACAAAGAGAAAUUUGGCCAGCUCAUGCAAAUAGUGAAAGGGACGAGCUGA